Molecule: messenger RNA, 984 nt
Organism: Lingula anatina
Lineage: Eukaryota; Metazoa; Brachiopoda; Lingulata; Lingulida; Lingulidae
Source: RefSeq, a predicted model, not a curated record
UAAAAGGCAAUGCUUAUCCAUUCCCUUAACGAUAGGUUCUGUUUGUAUGGGAAGAGGUGAAACCACGUUCCAGAGCUGCUCGUGAACCAAAGGCUGAAAAAAGUCGACUUCAGAUGAUCGUCAGUAUGGUGAUGUUACCAUUGGUAUUUGUUGUUUUUGGACUACAGGGCGUUGUUGGGCAAGGUUUCACGUACUUUGGACCAAAGUCAACCGGCGCAGACGACGCGGCCUCCAUCGUGGCCUGUCCUCCAGGAUUCGUUGGUACGGACUGCGCAUGCUCCAAUGAUGCUGAUAGGUGUGACGGAGCGUACUUCAACAGUGACGGCGUGUGUACAGCUCGUAACACGUAUAGGAAGAGCGGAAUAAGAGCACGUGUGACCUGCCAACCGCUCGAGUCUCUUCUUCAUAUGACCAGUGUGGGAAGCCCUGGCUACGUGCCUAAUCCUGUGGUUUCCUGCCCCGACGGCAGCCACCUCCUCCACUGCGGUUUGAGUCAUCCGUGGAUGCAAGAUGAGAGUGACCCACAAUUCAAUGUCGUCACUGACGUGGAGAAAAAGCAAUGCAGAUUGGAGGGCAAACAAUGUGUGAAGUGUCGUCUGUAUGCCUAUUGCAUUGCCGUAGGUGCGUAAUGGGAAGACAUGUACCGGCAAAUAAAGCCCAGUUGUUGUUAUGACACGCGCACGGAAGACAUCAAUGCAGCAGGAAAAAUGCCAGCAGAAUGAUACUACUAAUCGGCGAGAUUCUGUAACGAACUUCAACCAUAUACACUUGCUUGUUGUAGACAAAUAUUCCGCUUCUUCAUUAUCUGACAAAAUGAGCCUAAAUGCUAAAAUCUCUUUCAGAUUUGAGUUGCGAUUCUGUUUGAUCUAAGGGCCUAAAUUCCAAUCACUGGUGAACUUGAAAGCAAGGAAGACGGCAAUUUGAACGAAAUAAAACAGCUACAUGUAUUUUAAUACAUUAAAAUAAAUAUUUCAUACUCGGAAA